GCAUGUACUGACUCGUUUUUCGGAUCUCGAAAUACGGCAUUUUGUCAGAAAUUCGAGGAAUAUUACAAGACCUGCAGAUACUGGGAUGGUGAAAACCAUCAGCUCCGCGAUCCUGGAAGACACGAAACACUUGAUGCGAGCACCUUUACGGAGGAUCGUGCGCGAGGAGGUGGGGGUGGAUCGGGCUUCCGACAACCCUGCAUGGACGGAUGCCGAAGUACGUGAGUGGGCUUUGAAGUUUAAAGGUCUGGUCCUGACUUCUAUCGACCCAAACCAAGGAGACACAGUCGUCAUGUGUCCAAUGCUCUAUCGACAUGGCUUUGGGAAGACCUUUUUUUGGAAUGCUAACUAUGAACGGGUGGGCGAGGUUGAUGCCGAGGGAGAAAUUAUGAAGGCUAACAAGGAGGACUUCUUAGAUAAGAGAUUGCACACAAUCGGAAGCUGGAGACCAGACGGCCGGUUUGGUACAACCUAUGUUAUAGCGAAACAUAAGGAUCUCACUCGAUGGAGACCGAUCACACCAGCACCAGUUGACCCGGCAGCACUCGCACAGCGGCGAGUGGCACGGGCUCUACACUGUCUGUUAGUUAGAUUGCCCAUGAACUGCACCUUUUACCUCAACUCCGUUUCAGAGCUGGCUGAACGUCUGGAUGCUACAACGGUUAAGUUGAGAACAGCCGGGUGCGGCAGCGCCGUCGGGAAAUGUUAUGAUGUGAAGGACAUGUUCUCGCGGAUUCCGCAUUCGGCAGUUCUCGGAGAAGUGAAUUCACUUCUUCAGAGGUACGAGAUCGAAGGGUGCCGACAGGAAGCCCUGAUCCAGGUUCCGGCGCAGAACGAUGAAGAGACGAACGAGAUGAAGGAGUAUUUUAGAAAGAAGAUACGCAAACAGAAGUCGGAAGAGGAAAGGAGGGAGAAGGAACUGGAGGACAGAAGGAAGCAGGAAGAAGAGGUGAGGAAAGAGGCUGAUAGGCUGAGAGAGGCGGAUGAGAGGGAGGCUCGUUUAGAGGCGAGACUAAUCAGGUUUCUAUCACAGCACAACAGGACGAUUAGCAGUUAUCCAAUGCCAAUCAAGAAGAAAUCUCCAACGACAAAAGCGAGGGUGUUGAAAGAAAUCACGAGUUAUCUGGAGGAGUCCGAAGAUGAAAGUGAGGAAGUUAAGCAGGAAGCGGGGAGGCUAAUUGAAGCAAUUGAGAAGAGGAAGGGCAAGAAGAGGAAGGAGAACAAUGAAAUGAGGGUAUCAAGGGCACCGAAGAUCGAGACUCGGCCAGCACCAAUAUUGGUCGAAGAACUAGCUGGCGAACUACGAACGCCUCCGAGUAACCGAGGAGCGAGAGAGAUUUUGGAUUAUGCUUUGGAUUUACAUCGGAAGUUUCCAGCUAAGAAGGUGCCUGAGUUGAGAGAUCUAUGCAACUCGGAAGGCAUCGAAUGGACAAAGAGAGAGACAGCUAUCGGGAAACUGGUGAAGUGCCGGAUGAAGCUGGCAUACGAAAGUGAAGCAGCUCGCCUCUCGCCGUUAGCUGAAAGGUGAGUAAGGAGGUAUGGAUUAUGCGAGGACACUCAAAAAUCUUUUGAUA
This is a messenger RNA of Chara braunii, 1574 nucleotides long. NCBI's taxonomy places the organism in Eukaryota, Viridiplantae, Streptophyta, Charophyceae, Charales, Characeae. The record is from the annotation of a GenBank genome assembly.